This is a messenger RNA of Daldinia vernicosa, 476 nucleotides long. RefSeq lists its product as uncharacterized. The record is from RefSeq and is a predicted model, not a curated record. The coding region runs from base 49 to 435 and encodes 128 amino acids. The transcript has a single exon. Lineage: Eukaryota; Fungi; Ascomycota; Sordariomycetes; Xylariales; Hypoxylaceae.
CUAGCGUGUGUCCAUUCGACAUUCCGACCUCCAUGAGAGAGCUAUGCCAUGCCGCUUUGGGCAACCUUCCUCCUAGUUAGAGGCCAUCCUGCGGGCCAGGUCUUGCUCGAUCCUGGAACAGGGGACGAGAGCCUACAGGCCUCAGAAUGGGUGCUCGGAAUAGUCCAGCCAAUCCUAGAUCCCGGUCAAGCAGGGUUGGACCUCUACCCGCACGACUCUGUUAACCUCCUCUCCAAACGAAUGGCUCACGGCUACUCAUUAAGAUCUGGUAUAUAUGGUGGUGAAUCUCUUCCUCACCCAUCUUCAGAAAGACUCCUUCUCUAUCACCACUUUCUUUUCCUUAAGGUGGACAUUACUGUCGCUUCUUUCUUAUUUGGAAGUCUAGGUCAUUCGUUUUCCUACUUCCGCCCUUCAUUUUCUUGUUAUAUACAGUAAUUAUAAGAAGAACCACAUUCUCUACAAGAAUUUCUCAACCA